This is a messenger RNA of Diceros bicornis minor, 998 nucleotides long. Its product is annotated as granzyme H-like. The transcript has 4 exons. Gene Ontology annotation, cellular component: cytoplasm; intracellular membrane-bounded organelle. The record is from RefSeq and is a predicted model, not a curated record. Gene Ontology annotation, molecular function: serine-type endopeptidase activity. Gene Ontology annotation, biological process: proteolysis. Lineage: Eukaryota; Metazoa; Chordata; Mammalia; Perissodactyla; Rhinocerotidae. The coding region runs from base 202 to 816 and encodes 204 amino acids.
UGGUGACAGUGCUACUGUCACCUACCCCAAGCUAGAGAACUUCGACAAACCACCUUGCAUGAUGGCACAGGAAACCCAGAGGAGCACAGGUCUAGGAGGUCUCUGAGGUGCUGAGCCACCCCUCUUGCCUUCUCCUCAGAGGCCGUGUAUCUCGAAGGAAGAAACACCAGCAGCUCUGACCUGGACCGACCUUCAGGGAAGAUGUGGCCACUCCUGCUCUUAUUGGCCUUUCUUCUGCCCCCUGAGGCUGGGACAGAGGACAUCAUCGGCGGACACGAGGCCAAGCCACACUCCCGCCCCUACAUGGCGUUGGUUCAGUUUGUGGUUAAUGAGAGAAAGAUGAGGUGUGGCGGUGUCCUCCUGCGAAAGGACUUUGUUCUAACAGCUGCUCACUGCUGCGGAAGCUCAAUCAACGUGACCCUGGGGGCCCACAACAUCCAGGUGCAGGAGAGGACCCAGCAGGUCAUCCCUGUGAGAAGAGCCAUCCGCCACCCAGACUAUAAGAACUUCUCCAAUGACAUCAUGUUACUAAAGCUGGCGAGAAAGGCCAAGCAGACUACAGCUGUGAGGCCCCUCAGCCUGCCUGGGGGCAAGGCCCAGGUGAGGCCCGGACAGGUGUGCAGUGUGGCCGGCUGGGGGAGAGUCUCAAUGAGUACUUUAGCAACCACUCUGCAGGAGGUGGAGCUGACCCUGCAGCAGGAUCGCGAGUGUGAGUCCUGCUUCCCCCGCGAUUACAGAGGGGCCUCCCAGAUCUGUGUAGGUGACCCGAAGAAGAAGAAGAGCAGCUUCAAGGUAAGGUUUCCACCAUCUACCUAGACAGACCUAGGGAGAGAGGACCUUAGGGAGCUCUGGGGCAUGAGAGUGGCAAUAUCUCCAUGCCUCAGCCUGAGAGCUUGGGCACCCUGGGUCCACGAAUCCAGUCUUUAGCUUUUCCCCUGAGCGGAUCAGGGGUGCAGGGUGAGGAGGAAUCAGUCAGCCCACAGCAGAGUUCUCACCAA